Molecule: messenger RNA, 2245 nt
Organism: Onychostoma macrolepis
Lineage: Eukaryota; Metazoa; Chordata; Actinopteri; Cypriniformes; Cyprinidae
Gene: ccr6b
Product: chemokine (C-C motif) receptor 6b
Exons: 2
Coding region: 261-1322 (353 amino acids)
Biological process (GO): immune response; G protein-coupled receptor signaling pathway
Cellular component (GO): membrane
Molecular function (GO): G protein-coupled receptor activity
Source: RefSeq, a predicted model, not a curated record
AGACAUCAAAGAAGAAGCCUCAUCAGAUAGCAGAACCGGAUAACAACAGAGACAAUUUAUCAACACUAUAUUUGUGACAGCACCUACAGCAUGAUCUCACAUGUGGGCCGGUCUAUAGAAGCAUAAAGGAACACACUGAAGCAGGUGCAUCGCAUUCACAUGUGAACUGUGGAAAUAUCUCUCUCCUCUCAAAUCAGUCAGAGAAAGUCUGAAAAGAAGGACUUUAAAGAAGAGGCCACUUUGAGGUCAGUCAUACAGUCAUGAGUGAGUCCAUGGAUUAUUUCCAAAAUUUUACUGAAGAUUAUGAUGAUGCGGAACCUUGUAACCUGGCACAGUUCAGCGAACAGCAAGUGACCAUCCCAACAUUUAUCUACUCUCUAAUUUGCACACUCGGCGUGCUGGGCAAUGUUUUGGUCCUCCUAACGUACGCCUUCUACAAGAAAGCAAAAACUAUGACCGAUAUCUACCUGGUUAACGUAGCACUGGCGGAUCUGCUCUUCGUCAUCUCCCUUCCAUUGAUCAUCUACAACGAACAGCAUGACUGGAGCAUGGGCACGUGGGCUUGCAAGUUUCUGAGAGCAGCCUACAGCAUCAACGUGUACAGCAGCACGCUCCUGCUGGCCUGCAUCAGCGGCGACCGCUACAUCGCCAUUGUGCAAGCCAGACGAUCGGUUCGAAUUCGACAGCAAGCUCAGGUGUACAGCCGUCUCAUCUGCUUGGUCAUAUGGCUGCUUGCUUUUAUCUUGUCUCUGCCUACACUUUUAUAUUACCAGGAGGAAAACAAGGAAUGCAUCCUUAACUUUGAAGAGCACAACCUUGCCAGAAUCAUGAAAAUCCUGAUUCCGAGCAUGCAGAUGGUCCUCGGGUUCUUGGUGCCGUUGAUGGUCAUGAUAUUCUGCUACUCGUGCACCAUGGUGACUCUACUCAAAGCACAAAACUUCCAGAAGCACAAGGCCAUCCGUGUGGUCCUGGCCGUGGUCUUCGUGUUCGUCCUUUGCCAUCUGCCUUACAACGUGGCGCUUCUCAUCCACACCAGUAAACGGUUCAGUGAGAGAGUAUGUGAGGAAGAACAGGUGACUCUGAUGACGUUGUCCAUCAGCAGGAGUGUGGCCUACCUUCACUGUUGCUUGAAUCCCAUUCUGUACGCCUUCAUCGGGGUUAAAUUCAGGAGCCACUUUUGUCAGAUCUUCCAAGACUUGCGGUGUCUGGGGAAACGGUACAUUUCAGGACGCUCCUCUCAGCAGACCUCUGAGCUGUACAUAUCAACAAACAAAACCGUUGUUGGACAGAUCCAUGAGAACCCAUCAUCAUUUACAAUGUGACAGAGCUUUUUUAGUGUUUGUUCUCAAGGAAGCAGUGAUCUGUGGAUUGUUUGUUUGGUGCUUGGUUUGAGUUUUAUGAAAUGCCGAAAUGAAACUGAAACUUUUGGUAAACUUUUUGGCUUCAGAAUAAGGUUCCAUUAAUGCAUUAACUGACAUUGACUAACAACGAGCAAUACAUUUAUUACAGCAUUUAUGAAUUACAUGUCAUCUCAGGUCCAUUAAAUAAUAUUCACAUAUUCAAAUUUUUAGAAAUGCAUUAGUUGGCCAAAUGUUGGAGGGAAAAAAUGUAUUAUCAUUGUUAGUUCAUGUUAACUAAUGUAGUUAACUCAUGUUAAUAAAUGGAACUUUAUUGUAGUGUUACCUCUUGUUUUGAAAGUACUGAAAAUAUAGUAAAUAUUUUUGUUUUCUAAAUGUUGUCCUAUUCAAAUGCUUUUUAACAGUAACUUUAUUGUGGGCCGACUAUUACAACCCAUACCUGAUUUGCAAGGCAAAUACAUAUCGGGAAAUGCAUAUCAGUCUUGUCAACAAUAUGGUAUUAAACUAUGAGUGUUAAGGUAAAAAAUGCAUUCAUCUUGUAAAAGUCUCAAUAUAAUGCAUUAUAGAAAUAUUAAAAACAAGCUUUAAUAAGAAAACCAAACCAUGUAAAGUCUACCGAAUCAUUGUGCAUUGCAUUAUAUAUUUUGAUAAUAAAACUAAGCAUCUAAAUAUCAUCUUACAAAGACAUAUUAUUGGAGAUAUAGAGUGACGACUGACAUUUAUAUCAUUUAAAGCAAGUAUUUGCUAUACUGUAAUAAAGAUCCCAUUGGAUUACAUUAUAAGCUAAUAAAAUAAAAUUUGGUGAAAGAGCAUUGCAUUGCAGCAAAAUACAGGUGUGUGUGUGUGUAUAUAAAGGUUCAAUAAACUUUUGAAAAUUUCAAAACUCA